GUUGCGCAAAGUGGACGCGUGUUCGAAUUCGUCUCCGGUCAGAGGACCUCCGCACGGACACAGGAGCGGUUUUCAGUUGUGUGCCAGUUGUAGAGUCAGGUAGUACGAAGCAGAGGAAAAUCGGAAAACCGCGUGCAUGCGAAGAGGGUUUGUUGCCCGACGCAACAGGCUGACAGAAAUUUGUCCUUUGAAAACCACCUGUUGUUGGCUGGAAAGAGUUUCAGGACGUACAAAAUCUCGUGUUUUUUCCCCUAUCGCGGCAACAAACGACAGACUCUGCGCGUUGUUGCGAAUUGAAGCCUGCGUUUCGUGACAUCAACAGCGGGAGUUCCCAAGUGCUGCCCAAGGAUACAGAUAUCUCACAGCGAAACGUCUGUUUACAAUGAAAACAGCCAAUCCAACCUGUGUGUGCCGAUUGUAUUGAUGUCGAGUGUUCGCAGAAUCUCCCCCAGCGAGAAAAUAGAAUCUAUUCAUGGUGGUGUUCUGCUAAAAGUUUUGCUGCUUCAUGUUAGAUAAAUAUGGUUGAUGUGUAAAAUUUAGAGUAAAUAUUUUCUGUGCAAACUCAGUGCCCGUGUGUGUGUAUGUGUCUCCCUAGUCGACUAUUUCUAAAUUAUCGACCACAGCGUCUUAGGAUAACGAAGAUAACCACAAAUUUUUGUGAAGAUUGCAUCCCCCCCCCUGUAAAAAACGGCCAUCACUGCCCGAGUGUUUCCCUCGGUAGUCGGGGAUUUGUUAUCAGUGUUUAGAUACUAAAGCGGCAGAUUUAUUUAGUGCAACCAGUGCGCGUUCGCCGCCGCGGCUCACCUGGGAAAAAAAAAUGUGGCGGAAAAUGUUCAAUGAUUCAUGUAAAUGUCGGCGUUUCAAGUAAAUAUACGGUAGUCGGAGAGGUGCGUGUUUGUUCUGUGCACAGUAGGCUGCUUCGGCUACUGCAAUAUACAUAAAUAUUUCUGUUUGGCGUAAAUUUGUAGCCGGCGCGUGGAAGCUGUGUGGGUUCGUCGUGAGUGGGAAUAUUCUUGGGUACUGUGUUUUCUGUGUUUUUUUUUCAUAUUUCAAUUAUGAGCAACGAGAACUUUGUGAACACAUAGUUGGCGGCGAACGAUCGAUCAUCGGGUCGAUGUGCUGUCAAUGUUUUAAGCUAUAUGGCGCUCUGUCACCGAAAAAACGUUAACCGUAAUGACUACUAGCCACUACUGCCGAAAAGAAUUUUUCAGUCGCUGUUGUCUCUUCUAUAUUGGCUGUUAAGGAAAACCUAAGUGAAGCAUUCCACGCUCCAGUUCUCGAAAUACACCGACAGGAGAACAAGAACGAGGAGUGACAAACCCUCUCGUAGUGACAACAAUUUCGUGCCGAGGACCGCCAUGACAUCGCCAUUGCCGCUGCUCCGUUCGUUCUCGACUGAAAACCAAAACCGUGACUGGUGUAAGCGAUUUUCUCUACGUGCCAACCGGAAGAAUGUCACCGAUGGAAGGCUGGACUUCGCGAACCUGCGAAAGAACAAAUUCGCCCGCCGCUGUUCCUCGCUGCGGCAAACUCCGCCGGACCAGACCAGCGUGACCCUGGAGCUGGAAAGUGCUUCCCCCGCCCAUUCGAUGCCGGUGGUACACGAGGUCAAUUCUCCCAAAAAGCCCAAGUGGGAGGUGAUUGAGCAUUUCAAAAGCUCCGGCCGUGGUCCGGAAUCGAUCAGCAGCAGUUUGAUUGCGGCCGGAGUGACGGCUUUCAAUCUAGAUGACACCACAUCCAAUUAUUCCGGAACGGCGUCGGUACGGAAGAAGAGUUUCCAGAUUUACGGAGCUGCUGUCCCAGACGAACUCGAGCCACUGAAUAAUGGCGACCGAAAUGGCACUGGCAGCAUCGAUGGGGUGUGCGAUUCCACGCGGUGCUGGAGUCACGUCAAGUGUUUGUUCAACGGAAUCAUCUGUUCGCAUAAAUUUAAGAAUGUUCAGGUGGAGAUGCUGUACCAGCGCUACUUCCUCCGGAUGAACCAGAGCAAUGCGGUGCACAUCGUGUGGCUCCUGUUAGGAUUAAUUUUCAUCUUAGCGUUAAUACAUCUGGUGUUCACCUUUAUUCUGCAGCAGUCGCUCCAGAGUUGCUACGGACUCGACGGCACGAGCCGCCCCCUCGAUGGUUGGAAUUCAUCAUCGUCGUCGUCGUCGUCGUCGUCGUCGCAAGCGAUAUCAAGAUUAUCCCCGUCGGUCGAACCGCUGCCCGAGCAACUUCCGCCGGGGCUAUUAACGGGGGCAAUCACCAACGGUAGCUAUCACCCUUCGCGGCCCCCGGCAACGGACCGGACCGGAGGUGAUGAGCUGGAAAGAAAAACGGCUGCCGCUAUUUCCAGUGCCACGCGUAGUAAUGCCAUCAUCAGUGACACCGGGUGGAACGACGGUACAAUCAUCGGUGAUCCGCACGAAGGUGGCAAGCGGAAGGCGGCCGCUCGAACAAGUGAAAGUUUUCACGGUAAAUUGUUUCCUACCGUCGCCGACGAUGCCGCUCCUGCCGGAGUGGUUUCCCGAGGUGACGAACACGAUGACAGUGUUAACACUGCUGUAAUUAAUCACGACGGUACGAUUGAGGGGACAGCCGGGCUCGAUGUGUGGCAAAGUCGUCGAAGAAGAAGAAGGAAACGAAGACGAAGCCGGCUGGAAAGUGAUAACGCUGGGGACAAUUCAUUGGUUGGACAGGAGGAGGAAAAGGAGAAAGAGAAAAAUGUGAACCGCAGCUCUACCAACAAUCCGGGCACCUUCAAGUCAAUCGCUAUCGCCUCCAUCGACGGUGAAAAUUACAACGAAACUGAUGACAUCGGCCAAUGGCUUGCGGGAACGAGCGCGGCCGGCACCGAUCCAACCCUGCCUGCCAUCGUAAUUCCGAACAAUCAAACCGACGGAAAUCUAUGCAGUCGUGAUUAUUUCACCCUGCUGAAGGACAACAUGACCCAGCUGAUUCUUAUCGGGAUAUGUGCGACCGUCUAUGCCGUACUGCUGAUGUGCCUCUACAAGCAACGGAUCAACGAGAUUUACCUGUUUCAGGUGUCCUACGUCGUGAUGGUGACUCUGCUGGCGCUGGACGUCUGCUUCAGCUUCACCGCUUCCAUCAAAAAGUUCACAUCGUCUGGAGGGUGUACCGUGAUUGCGAUCUACAUCAUUUACACAAUGCUUCCGAUUCGGCUGCGAGAAGCCGUCGUUGGUGGGACUCUGCUCUCGCUGACGCACGUCCUGCUGACGUUUUACAUGAACGAUACCGACGAUCACGAGGUGCUAUACGCGGACCUCAUCACGCUGGCUUGCACCAAUGCGACGGGCAUUCUGCUGCACUGGCCGAAGGAGAAAUCGCAGCGAAACGCAUUCAUGGAGACCCGGCAGUGCGUUGAAGCUCGACUCCGCAUUCAGCGCGAAAAUCAGAAACAGGAACAACUGCUUCUGUCCGUUCUUCCGCGGCACGUUGCAAUGGAAAUGAAGAACGACAUCGCCGGGCAACCCCGGGAGGAAGCUCAGUUCCACAAGAUCUACAUCCAACGGCACGAGAACGUGAGCAUUCUGUUUGCUGACAUUUGCGGAUUCACCAGCCUCUCGGAUCAGUGCACGGCCGAGGAGUUGGUUCGGUUGCUGAACGAGUUGUUCGCCCGAUUUGAUCGGUUGGCCCAGGAACAUCACUGUUUGCGGAUCAAGCUGCUGGGUGAUUGCUACUAUUGUGUGUCCGGACUGCCGGAAGCAAGACCGGAUCAUGCGAUGUGUGCCGUCGAGAUGGGACUGGACAUGAUCGAUGCCAUUGCGUUGGUCCGAGAGGUCAUGGCGGUCAACGUGAACAUGAGGGUAGGAAUUCACACGGGGCGGGUUCACUGUGGAGUGCUGGGACUGCGGAAGUGGCAGUUCGAUGUGUGGUCAAAUGACGUAACGCUAGCGAAUUAUAUGGAGAGUGGCGGAGUUCCGGGACGAGUUCACAUCACCAAAGAAACGCUCAAAUCGCUUGGUGAUCAUUACGAAGUGGAACAAGGAAACGGAGCCGAUCGGAACAACUACCUGAAAGAUCAUCAAAUCCAAACUUAUCUGAUAGUUCCUAAGGAAUCGUACCGAGCGCAUACCAUGUCUAAACAAUCUUCAUCCGUGAAUGGAAACGUUUCCAAGGAACUGCGAAUGAUGGGUCAUUGGUCCAAGAUGGGCUUCAACGAUAAGCAAGAGCCUAAAAGCACUGAGGAAGAGGUCAACGAGUACUUGAUCAAGGCGAUCGAUGCAAGAUCGAUCGACAGGCUUCGGCUGGAUCACUGCAAGCGCUUCCAUCUGACCUUCAUCAAGGAUGACAUCGAACGGAAGUACUGUCGGGAACCGGACCCGAUGUUGAACGUUUACUUCUACUGCAGUAUUAUUAUCUUUUUCGGGAUCAUGUCGAUCCAGGUGCUAAUAUUUCCAAUGGAUCAGCCCAGUUACUGGGUUUACGGUAUUUUGACCGUAGCUUUGCUAGUGACUUGUGUUCCUGUUUUCUCUAGAGAAGAUACAAAAAUUUCCAAUUUCUUCCGCGUGAUAUCGCAGAAAAUCCACGGCCACCGGGAGAUUGCCCAAGUGAUAUCGUUAUGCGUUGUCAUUACUGUGAUAUGUUUGUCUUACUAUAAACUGACAUUUAUAUUUUAUCUAUCGCUUUCGGAAGAGUACUUUGUAAUUCGGCCUAAUAACUGUAAAGAGUCUAAGAUAUUCAAUAUUCUGCUACUUCUAACCUUGCUUGCCUUACUGACCUGUGCGGUCCAUCAGUUCAUUAAGAUUCUGUUCAAGAUCGUCCUGCUGGUGGUUAUUCUAAUUUGUUACGUAGCAUCCAUCGUCAUCCUGGCGGUGAUUUUCGAUCGCCAUUGCGAACCAUGGUUUCUUACCACUGAACGAUUCCUGAUCGAUGUGGCCUUUCUGGUGGUGUUUGUGAUUGGCCAAAUUAUGCACAGCCAGCAGACGGAGAUAACGCGCCGGUUGGAUUACAUCUGGAAGCUGCAGGCCACCGAAGAGAAGGAGGACAUGGAGCACCUGCAGGCGUACAAUCGGAAGCUGCUGGCAAACAUCCUGCCGGUACACGUGGCCGACCAUUUUUUGCGGCGCGAAAAGAAUAUCGAGGAAAUUUACUACGAACAGUGCGACCGAGCGUGCGUCGUGUUCGCCUCGAUUCCUAACUUUUCCGAAUUCUACAUCGAACUCGAGGGAAACAACGAGGGUGUCGAGUGUUUGCGGCUUCUGAACGAAAUAAUCGUCGAUUUUGACGAACUGCUGGCCCAGGAUCGGUUCCGCCAGGUGGAGAAAAUUAAAACGACCGGAUCGACUUACAUGGCCGCUUCCGGUUUGACAUUGACCGGAGCCGAUACGGCCGAAUCGGGUCACGUUACGGCGAUGCUCGACUAUGCCCUCGAGCUGUUCCAGAAGAUUACCGACGUGAACGAGCAUUCCUUUAAUAAUUUUAGGAUGAGAAUCGGGAUAAACAUUGGCCCGGUGGUAGCGGGCGUGAUCGGAACUCGCAAACCACAGUACGACAUCUGGGGUAAUGCGGUGAACGUAGCUUCCAGGAUGGAAUCCACCGGACUGAUGGACCACAUUCAGGUGACGGAGGACAUCUACGAGAUCGUGAAAGACCAAGGCUACAGCCUGACCUGCCGAGGGACGAUCAAUGUCAAGGGCAAGGGCACGAUGGUCACCUAUCUGAUGCCGGGCAUCGUGAAGGAGCCGAACUAAAAGGCGGAAGAUUAUUGUUUUCGUUAGGUGCUAUCGAAUAGGUUAACUUACGUUGAAAUUUACCGCGAUACUGAAAGUAUUCUAAGACAUAUCAAAAACUAUUCAAUCAACGGUUGGUGAACCGAUCUAUCAAAAAAAGAGUGAAUUAGUAUAUGCUCAAACCGGCAGUCCUAGAAUAUGUCAAACUGAACUUCGUUUAGCUUUACCGAACCUAUGUACAAAUCAAUUAGUGUUAGCACUCUAAAGUUUAGUUUAACGACAGCAGUUUAAUUGCACAUACAUACAAACACAGACAUACACGCGCGCAAACAGAUCUGAAACAUUUCAUCUUGAUACGUAGAUCUAUGCGAAUAAGCUUCCGGCAGCUGAGUCUCACAUCGUCGUUCAAAAGGCGUGACUUUCGGAAGUUUGCACUUAGUGGAACUUACAUGCGACGGAAGGCUUGUUUCCAUAAUGUCGAGUCGUUGCAAAAGGCGCAUUUAGAGUAGACCUCGUUAUUCGGAAAUUACUAACCUAAAACGCAAUGGAAGGUGAUUUUUUGCUGGUAUUUUUCUGGCAACACUGUUUUUGACAGAUUACCCGUGAAUCAUGAACUUUUUAUCGAAAAAUUGUGUUCAGCGACGAAGCUAAACGAAGCUAAAAUUUCUGGUUACAUGGAUUUGUCAACAAGCAAAAUUGCCGCAUCUGGAGCAGAGCUAAUAAAAGUCAUUUUCAUUGACUCAAAAUAGACGAAAAUGACGAGAAAUUAAUGUCACUCUCAGUUUCGCACGGAAACUAUGAGAACAAAAUCCAUGUCCAGUCAAUGACAUAAGCGGAACAGUAGUUUCACUUUCAACAUUGUGUUCUUUCUUUCAUUUGCCCUUUCAGUCAUUUGCGGCUUUCAGUGAAAAUCCCACAGUAUGCAGUGUCGGUACUCAACCGAAGCUAUGAGAAUCGAAAAUAACAGGAAAAGGUUUCACAAUGACUUUUACCUGUUGGUGCUCGAAUUUGUAGUAGUUUUGGUUUCCAAAGAGGUUCUGGAAUGUAAUUACUUCGAUUUGUCAUAUUUUAGUCUUUCGUUAUAGCCAAGCGUAAUAGAUUUUCAAUACAUCGAUGAAAGAAUGAGAAUAGAAAUUUUGCUGAUGCUCUCUGCAGACAUAGUUUGGGUUCGUCUUGUCCAGGCACUUACCCAGAGAGGGGGGGCCUCCUCCCGAAAUCGUACACUUUCAACGAUUCAUAUAUAUUCAUACUAUUUAAACAUUCAGUUUUCAUACAUAUUAUAAUGCUUAAAAUCUGUUUUGCCUUUCUCAUAUAGAAAGGUUAUGCAAUCACUGUGAAAACCGACUUUUGAACCGAGGCCCGGAGGGCCGAGUGUCAUAUACCAUUCGACUCAGUUCGUCGAGUACGCAAAAUGUCUGUGUGUGUAUGUGUGUGUGUGUGUGUGUAUGUGUGUGUGUAUGUGCGUAUGUGAGUAUGUAACGUUUUUUUGCACUAACUUUUCUCGGAGAUGGCUAAACCGAUUUUCACAAACUUAGAUUCAAAUGAAAGGUCUUGUGAUCCCAUACAAAAUUCCUGAAUAUUAUUUGGAUCCGACUUCCGGUUCCGGAAUUAUGGGGUAAAAUGUGCAAAAAAUUGUGAAAAUAAGUGCACUAACUUUUCUCAGAGAUGGCUGAAUCGAUUUUCACAAACCUAGAUUCAAAUGAAAGGUCUUGAGGUCCAAUACAAAAUUCCUGAAUAUUAUUUGGAUCCGACUUCUGGUUCGAGAGUUAUGGGGUAAAAUGUGGAAAAAAAAGAAAACAUGUGUUUUAACUUUUCUCAUAGAUGGCGCGACCGAUUUUCACAAACUUAGGUUCAAAUGAAAGGUCCUGUGGUCCGAUGCGUUAUUCCCGAAUUUCAUGCGGAUCCGACUUCCGGAUCCGGAAAUAUAGGGUAAAGUGUGUUAAAAAAUUGUACACCAUCACUUAAAAUGGGGAAAACCUUAAAAAGUUUUCUAAAUCGACCUCAAAUCUUUUCCAAUUGAUAGUUUUUAUCAGUAGACGGUCAAACAAAUCUAUUUCGAUUAUUCGUUUAAGAAACGAAGAAGAAUAAUUUUGAAGAAUACCACAGUAUUAUAUAGGUAUGAUAGUAUGAUUGAUAUGAGAAAGGCAUCAUUACACCACUAGGUGGAUUAAAACAGGUUUUUCUAACUACUGAUAAUUUAUACAAGUUGCAUUUCAGAAACAAACUAACAAGACCCCUAUCUUUAAGCAAUCUAUAGCACAGUUCCACAUCGUCACAGUUUUCACAUCGUCAACACAAAUGAUAGUUUGAAACUCGUAUGACACUAAGAAUACAAACUGAUUUUCAUUUUUUUAGAAAACAUUUUUGGGAGGCAAAAGAGGAAUGAAUAUUUUGGUGUUGGUGCUCCUUCAGAUUUUUCCGUGAAGUAGUGGAUAUCCUGCUGCUGUGUGCUAAACGCGCAUACUCAGGACUAAAAAGAUGAACGCGAGCACAUUUCGGAUGCAUUUUCGGUUAUGGUGAUUAGAUUCGGUUGAACAUUUGGUGUCGGUUGGAAAUUGUUUACGAAACCAGGGUCCAUUAUUAUACGCCAGAUAACAGAAAGAUUAUCCAACAAUGGUCUGACGUCGGUAUGAGUGCUCCGAUGCGGUCUAGGGAGAUUGAAUAGAGCGGAAAGUUCAUGAGGUCGAUUCUCUGGGAAUGUCACGGUGAAAUUUUCGAGGACUACCUCGAAAAAGGCAAAAUACCAUUGGAAGCAAAUAUAAGUGUGCCAUAUAGGAGCGAUUGAAAACCGAAAAAAAAUGGAUCGCCUGAGUUUCAUUUUGAAGUUCUGACCGCUACUUACGGAACCAGAAUCCGCCAAGACUCAUCUACUAAUAUGACCUACAAAUUGGAGUAAUUUUGAUGCGUGUCAAAAAGAUCUAUACAGUGAAUUUUUUUGAAGUAGUGUAUGCAGAUGAUCUCAAAAAAUAUCGUAUCAUCCUAAGCCUUGAAAUGGACAUUGAAAGGGUCUUAUAAAUAUGUGUUCAGAACGGCAUCCUCUUUGUUUUCGUCAUUGCGAAAGCCUAUGACUUCAACGAUGUGUAUUGCCUCUAUAAUGUUUAUAUUCAGUAUUCUGGCGUUUUUGCAUACGGAGUUACAAUUGCUCUCAUAAACCAACAUGUUUCGCAAAAUAGAUGAGUAUAUCUUUAAUAUCUCUUUGUUUUGAUCAACUCAUUGACUAUUGGUGAAAAUAAUUUUAACGUUCCGGGUAGAUCAGUUUGUAGAGGGAACUUUUUUUCGAAGUUCAAUUUAUCCUAUAGAAUGCGGCCAUGACAAUUUCAUGGAUAUUUGUUAUCACCGUUUCAUUAGUCUUCGUUCGAAUGAAAAAAAUAUUAAUCACAAGCAUGCUAACUCUAAUCAAAGAAAAUGAGGAAACAUAAACAUAUAUGAUGCUUUAAAAAUUGGAGCACUCAUUAUCCUGCUCCGGAACUGUAAGUCGGAUUCUGUUGAAAUAGCAUAGAAGUCUAUGAAACCUAGAGACUUUCCUUUGAAUUUAUUGUUUCAUUUAGGAAAAUCGUCGUAAUCAUCUCUGGGAAAUCUAUGUAAUCUCAAUUUUGGAGUAUUAGACCGCUACUAAGAAGAUUUUUCUGUUGUACAUCGUAAUUUCUGAUUGCAAAUUGAACUUUUCAAUACUCGUCUCUCUGUAUUUCCAGACCCGGAAGUUGAAUCUCGAUGAAAUUAAAUAUGAUCAUAUGAGACUAGGACUAGGACUUUUUAAUAGAAUAAAAGCUUCUCAGCCAGCUCUGAGAAAUGUGAAUUAUAUUUUGAAAUUUUUGAACGCUUUUUCUGGUGCCUCCGAAACUGCUAUAAUCAACCAAAUUUGCAAACUAGAAGAGUUUACUAAAUAGAUUAAAACUAUUUGACAUCAAUUUGAGUAUCAAUAUGAUAGGAGAAAUGUAAAAGUCCCUUCCCCUCAACACAUAGAACUUGCUGCUUUAAUCCCCCAUAUUUCCGGUGGUAUUAUUCGUGAAAUACCGAUCGAUAUGUUGGAAAGAGUGUGCCGAAAUUGAGCCAUCUAAAGCGGAAAAUUAUAUUGAUCGUUUUAUCGAUUCCAAUAAAGAUUUCAUCAUUUUCUUCAAAUUUUUUUGAAAAUCAAAUGUUAUACCUUCUUAAAAUUAAGGAAGAAAAUUGUUGGAACAUCCAAACAUAUUACGUUUAAAAAAAAAUGUGAUGGAUUCGGCCUAAUGCCAACUUUCUGCAGAGUAAAGGAGGGGAUAUCUUUUUCUAAAAAUAUUCAAAAUAAAAUCCAACAUGAAAUCCCCAAAGAGAAAGUUUAAAAAUUGUUUAGUGUUCAAAACGUUAUAACUUUGAUCUGCUGACCUUCACUUAAAACCAGCAAAACAAUAUUCCCAAGGUUUCGAAAUUUUCGUAAUACUAUAUUCACACCUGCAGAAAAUAACAUGUUUUUACGAUAGUAAUAUAAAGUUAAAACCGCACUGUUUACACUAAGAUUAUGUUAUACGCAGGAUAUAUUACUUGGUAUUGACUUUGUUUAUAAACAAACUGCAAAAAUGCCUACGUCGCAGGUAGAAAAGAAAAAAGUACGUUGAUAACAUCCGGGAAAUAAGAAAUAGGGUACUUCUCCUAGCUAUGGAUGACGUUAGCGUUUUACGCUUAUUACCAACGUUUCGGAGGUUUAUUGCUUCGAAGAAAUAAAUAUUUUUGUACAGCGAAUUUGUACAAAUCACGCGUUUUUUUUAUAACGGUCAAUAAGCCAUCCAUCAAAAAUCACUUUGACGAGUAAUUUCGAAUGACUCGGCAUUUGCUGAGAGUAAGUCAUAAUAGUAAACGGCAAGAUACAGUUUUCUCUUUCGUCUGGUCUUAAAUUUAAUACUCUAUCUUUCAUAGCUCGCUUGCAAUUUCUUUCGUAAGUGAAAGUUGACAGGUUGCUUAUUGACCGUUCUAAAAAAAGUGUGAAAUGACCAAAAAAAAUCACGUCUUAUACUAUGUUCACACUAUGAGGUAAAACAAGUUUUAACUCUGAUUUCAUGUUUUAAGCGAAAUAACAUGUUUUACUUUUGCGUUAUUUCAUAUUCAGAAACGUCACAUUAAAACAUGUUUCCCCGAAAUAACAUGAUAUAAUUGUCAGUAAAGCACAACCCUGCUAGCAUUUUCCGUCACUUUACGACUAUGUCAAUUGACAAGCUGUUCAACAACAGCAGUUUUCCAUCAAAGUAGCCAUGUAAUCAUAAUAAAACAAAACUGGAAACUGAUACCAACGUUGCCAGGUAUACCGAUUUCUCGGUAUUUAUACUGAUUUUUCCCGUCUUUACCGCAAUACAGAUAUGUACUCCCAAAAUACCGAUAACUCACAAAUCAUACAGAUAAGUACCGAUUUUGGUUUUUAGCUUGAAUAGACAAGAGAAAAGGUUGUCGUGGGACCUUUUUGUUUUGCUCACCUCUUGGUGACAUUUUCUACUACUUAUGUAGAAGAGACUCUGAUACCGAUAUGGUACAGAUAGAUUUUUGCGCCGAAUGCAAAUUUUUGGAAAAACGACCUGGCAACGCAGACUGGUACAACCACUUUUGUUUUUGAAUUAAAAGAUAACGUUUUUGAUCAUUUGCUGCUCAAAAAUAUUCGAAACGUUGGCAAUAAGCGUGAAACGAUAAUAUCCUUUAUAGCUAGGAGAAGUACCUGGCUUAUUUCUUAUUUUUCGGAUGUUGUCAAAAUACUUUUUCUUUCCUACCUGCGACGUAGACAUUUUUUGCAGUUUGUUUAUAAACAAAGUCAAUACCAAGUAAUAUCUCAUGAGUAUAACAUAAUCUUAGUGUGAACAGUGCGGUUUUAACUUUAUAUUACUAUCGUUAAAACAUGUUAUUUUCUGCAGGUGUGAACAUAGUAUUAAUACAAAAAACAGAAAUGAUUGUACCAAUUUCCAGUUUCGUUUGAUGACUACUUUGAUGGAAAACUGCUGUUGUUGAACAGCUUGGCAAUUGACAUAGUCAAAAAGUGAUGGAAGCAGCAAUUUUUGGACCGAUUUUAAAACUUUUUUUUUACCAUUAGAAAGUCAAAUUCAUUCGGAAUAAAAUCCAUUUGAAACGAUUGAAAUAUUCUAUUCAAAGUUAAUAUAAACAGUUCCAACUAAAGUCUGUUGAAAAAAAUGGGAACGCUUACUUUUGCAGGCCAUAUCUCAGCUGUUAGAAGUCCGGUUGGAAAAAUUUGUUUAUCAUUAGACAGAUACGUCUAUCUCAACAUAAAUAAAACAGAAAACUUUUCAUUUACACUUUGUUAAUGAAAGUUAUGAUCACAAACGUAACCAAAAGUCCAAGCAUAAAUUAUCGAAAACUUCGUAUUUUCCACAUAUCAUUAAAUUCAAAGCGACGACAUAUGCAUUUUUGUAUACCAAUAUAUUGCAUUUGAUUACGGGAAAAAAUAGUUUUAAAUUUACCAAAGAAAAUCAAAAAAUUAGAUAUUUCACAGAAAUUUCAAAAUUGAAAUAAAAUUACACCUGUUUGACGCUUAGCAUGAACUUCAUAUCGAACAUUUAGGCAUUGUUGAUCGAUUGAAUAUUGCUUCACAUAAAAUUUUUAACAGAUAAAGGGUGAUUUUUUAAGAGCUUGAGAACUUUUUUAAACAAUAAACCGCAUAAAAUUUGCAAAAUCUCAUCGGUUCUUUAUUUUAAACGUUAGAUUGGUACAUGACAUUUACUUUUUGAAGAUAAUUUCAUUUAAAUGUUGACCGCGGCUGCGUCUUAGGUGGUCCAUUCGGAAAAUCCGCUUUUUUAUCGACAAAUUUUGUUCAGCGAUGAGGCUCAUUUCUGGUUGAAUGGCUACGUAAAUAAGCAAAAUUGCCGCAUUUGGAGUGAAGAGCAACCAGAAGCCGUUCAAGAACUGCCCAUGCAUCCCGAAAAAUGCACUGUUUGGUGUGGUUUGUACGCUGGUGGAAUCAUUGGACCGUAUUUUUUCAAAGAUGCUGUUGGACGCAACGUUACAGUGAAUGGCGAUCGCUAUCGUUCGAUGCUAACAAACUUUUUGUUGCCAAAAAUGGAAGAACUGAACUUGGUUGACAUGUGGUUUCAACAAGAUGGCGCUACAUGCCACACAGCUCGCGAUUCUAUGGCCAUUUUGAGGGAAAACUUCGGAGAACAAUUCAUCUCAAGAAAUGGACCGGUAAGUUGGCCACCAAGAUCAUGCGAUUUGACGCCUUUAGACUAUUUUUUGUGGGGCUACGUCAAGUCUAAAGUCUACAGAAAUAAGCCAGUAACUAUUCCAGCUUUGGAAGACAACAUUUCCGAAGAAAUUCGGGCUAUUCCGGCCGAAAUGCUCGAAAAAGUUGCCCAAAAUUGGACUUUCCGAAUGGACCACCUAAGACGCAGCCGCGGUCAACAUUUAAAUGAAAUUAUCUUCAAAAAGUAAAUGUCAUGUACCAAUCUAACGUUUAAAAUAAAGAACCGAUGAGAUUUUGCAAAUUUUAUGCGUUUUAUUGUUUAAAAAAGUUCUCAAGCUCUUAAAAAAUCACCCUUUAAUUCUAUCAUAUUUACUAAAUAUUUCAAAAAAUUUUGUAUUUAUUUUUUGAAUCUUAGAGUUUUUUGUGACUUGGCUAAGCACGCAUUCAAGAAUGUUCGUGUACCAACCGAUUAAAAAAAAAUUUCUUGAUUUCGAGUAGUGGCAAGAAGCAAGAUCUUGCCAGAAGACAACAGGAUCCUUGUGGCUUCGAAUCAUGGGUAGAAGUCGUUUGUGAAAACAUUCCUUGAUGUAUAUUUCGGUGUUUAUUGAAGCUGUGGUGAUGAAGGGUUUCGAAAUCUUACCGCAGCUACAAAUUGCUUGCCAGACCAUAGCCUUCUUACCAAUUUUUUCGACUUCAAUCGAUGUCUCGGACUGAUUUAACACUUGCCCUUCUUGCACCGUAUAAUAUUGUGUACCCGGCAAGGAUUUGUAAUCGAGUUUCACGUAGGUUUCGUCGUCCAUGAUUAUGCAGUUCAAAUUUCCAGCAAGAAUCGUAUUGUACUGCUUUCGAACCCUCGGCUUGAUCGAUGCUUCUUGUUUCGGACUACGUUUUGGUUGUUUCUGCUUCUUAUAGGUUCGAAGAUUCAAACGUUCUUUAGCACGAAGAACAUUUGACUUCGAAGUGCCCACUUUUUUGGCCACAUCCCGAACUGAAACCUCCUUCUUUUGCUCGAACGCCUUCAGUACACGUUUAUCCAACUGAGGGUUAGCAGGACCUUUUUUUCGACACGUUUUCGGUUUAUCCUCAAAGGUGUUAUCCUCACCGAACUUCCUGAUCGCAUUUCGCACGGCUUUUUCACUUACUCCUUCCAUUUUUGCUAUCUUUCUCAGUGACAGUCCGCGUUCUGUGCACCAUUUGUACACAAUUUUUCGACGUUGUUCUGCUGAAAGUCCUCGCAUUUCGAAACAAACUAAUGAAAACGAAUAAACAACUGCACAAGUGGUUAGAGAAGAGUGUAAACAACAGGACCCAGCCAGAUUCUGAACCAUUGCGAAAAGGCAGCGGUUUUUAGUUGCUUCCAUACUUUAUGGGACAGUCUUUAUUUUUAUAGAUAUUUUAAACAACUCAAGCAUUCGAAGGAAAUUGCAUCAGAAUUGUUAAACGUCGAAUAAAUUUUUAGUGAUUGGUCAAUCAAAUCAAUUUUCUACCCUAGAAAAGAGCAAAUCUGCAAUAAGAAAGCAUGCGUGCCAGUUUCAUUUGUAUUCACGUCAUCCAGUAAUGUUUUUGACAACAUUUACCUAUCUUUUCUAGUCAGGUUUCUCGUUGGGUACUGACGAUAGUUGGAAAGUAUAGGUUCAUAAAAGGUCGAUAGGUCAAAUUAAAAUACGGCAAUCAGGAAUGUGAUAUUGAAGCAUCGAUGAGUUUGGAUCAGCUAACUUCCAAAGUAUAGAAAAAGAACCUAGAAAAUCGUCUCUGAUAUUCGAUAUUCGGUGAUCUGCUGUACAAACUGCUUGCCAAAUGAAGAAAUACGCACAUAUUGUCAAGUUAGAACCGUUGGUGUUGAAACUCGCAGUUACGCUUAUUAGUCACCAAUUAUUCCUAUUUUUGACUGCUACGUCCCUACUUUCUCACUAAGAAAAAUUAGCAGUGCAAUUCAGCUAUUUACUUCGACUGUUUAUUUACAGUAGUCGAAUUGUGAAUUUCUGAAAAUAUGGUUAUUCUAUGAGCUCACAGCACCGAGCCGCCACAUUUUGAAUUAACUUACUCACGACGUUGAGAGUAAAACCAAAAGUGAUGAAAUGAUCCACAUGAGCAGACUUUUUUUCAUUUCCUAAAUGCCUUUGUAAAUAAUCAAUUGGAUUGCCAUAGCAACCAUUGUUGCUAUAAAAUUUGCCUAGGAAAAUCCAAGGGUUACUGAGAACGAGUUGACAAUGUGUUCAGAAUACUUCAUCGGUGUAAAGUUCCACUCCCUUAAGCUCAAAUCGUAUUUGGAAGGAGAAUUCGGUUUACUGUCCGAAUAACAUCUUAUCCUGAAAAUCAAAUGAAUAAAUUUUCAGGGAAAAAAACUCGACAGGGCUAUUUGAUUCCAACACUUGAAAACAACCCUUCCGUACGACAAAAAAAAAACGAAACAUUUGUAACUAAUGUCCUGAACUCACAAAACACAAUCACUGAAACUGACUGAUUUUCACUUAUUUCCUAGCACAAGCGAAGUAAAUACAUUAGAAAUACAUGAUAUUAGUAGCAAACAUCUGUUGUAGAAACAAAGUAAACAUUAAAGAGACACUAAUGAAACCCAUUGCGAAAAAGGAUGGGCUUCUAGAUUAGAAAGAAAACAGGAAAAAAACCGACACGAAAAAGGCUGUCAAUUACAGGGUGCAGAGCAACAAACAGUAGAUCAAACGAGACCAAUAACAACAACAACCACAGCAGGUUCGACGGAAAAUUGCUACAAUCAAACCAGAAUGAUAGCGAGGAAAGUACGAAACGAAAGAAAAGUUUCAAUCAGUAUUCAGGGAAUAGAAGAAAAAAAAACGCGAGUGAUGGGCAAGAGAUAUUUUUGGAACCCGCUUUUGAUGGCCCUAAUAUUUACCGUUUAAACGUAGCCUACAAUUACUAGGAAGCAAGAAAGGAAAGUAGGAAAAAUGAGUAGAUGAAAAGCCAAACAAGAAAAAAAAAUACUGAAAAGAACGCAGCUGGACAGGUCCCAUUGAAGAUGAUUAGCAUCUCGUUCCGGGAAGGCAGUUGUUUAUUGUGUAGUUGCUCCGUUGACGAAAUGACAAAAGUGUAUAGAAAUGUUCACACCUGGGUUCGCAAACAAAAAUACCUAUCAAAUAAGCAGAUUUGUAAGACGAAUGAAAAUUAGUACGAAAAUGAAAAUAUGUUAGUCUAUAAAUUGUUGACACUUGCUGGAAUUUAAGACAAAUUGAAUGAAUGGAAUCAAACCAAAGAUAACUAAAAACAAUUGGAUCGGGAAACAUGUUUCCGAAAUGGGGAAAAUAGAGUAUGUAUAUUCUA
Molecule: messenger RNA, 16116 nt
Organism: Malaya genurostris
Lineage: Eukaryota; Metazoa; Arthropoda; Insecta; Diptera; Culicidae
Product: adenylate cyclase type 6
Exons: 19
Coding region: 1359-5693 (1444 amino acids)
Biological process (GO): cAMP biosynthetic process; intracellular signal transduction; adenylate cyclase-activating G protein-coupled receptor signaling pathway
Cellular component (GO): plasma membrane
Molecular function (GO): adenylate cyclase activity
Source: RefSeq, a predicted model, not a curated record